Haliotis rubra (blacklip abalone) is the source of this 1060-nucleotide messenger RNA. RefSeq names its product IQ motif and ankyrin repeat domain-containing protein 1-like. Bases 1 to 513 code for a protein of 170 amino acids. The record is from RefSeq and is a predicted model, not a curated record. Lineage: Eukaryota; Metazoa; Mollusca; Gastropoda; Lepetellida; Haliotidae. The transcript has 4 exons.
AUGCCGCCUAAGAAAGUCGCCACCUCGAAAACGUCUUCAAAACCUACAUCCUCAAAAGGCACCACUGCUAAAAGCCCGGAGAAGAAAGCAGAUAGCCAAAAAAGAUGGCCGCUGGUGAUCGAUCUCCAGGGAAACGUGUCCACCUUCUUCAAAUACCGCGAUGCCAACGUCCUGCAGGCUGAGCUUCCUGGUGACCUGAGUGUGGACAAACUGAGGGUGGCGCUCAUAGGUGCACUCAGGUUCGGCAAGCCACUGGUGCUGGACAUGGGGUCACGUGACAUGGGGGAGGUGGAGAAGCUCAAUGAUGUCGAGACGAACUUGCUGGAUUCCCUUCUGGACAAGACUCUCCUGGAGGAUGAAAGGUAUCUGACCCUUGUCCAGCCCGAGGACGAGAAGGAGUACCACAACUCCGCCUACUACGCCACGGAGAGGUUCAGCCUCGUUGUCGUCACCACCAACCCCAGCCCAAACACCCACAUCGCCUCGAGGAUGACCUGCUUCCAGGUCGAGUGAGGUCAACACGGACAAGGGGGGGGGGGGGGCGACUGAAAGACCUCAGGAGGGACAGGGACAGGACCGAUAGCAGUGUGACCGAGGACAGAUAGCAGUACAUCUGAGGGGUGGCAGAUCAAAUUGUGCGAAUAUGCUCUAUGCGUUAUUUUCUACCUAUCCCCCCAAUCUACCGCUCUAAGCUUUAUACUUGAUCGGAUUCAAGUAUUUGUACCUGCUAAACGAAGCAAUCCCGUAUACAGCACUGAGAUGAAUGAGUGAGAGUGAGUUUGGUUUUACGCCGCUUUAAGCAAUAGUCCAGCAAUCUGCACUGAGAUGACGUCACCACUAAGGUGCAUUACUCGUAUUCAGUGAUGUCGGAUACAACGUUCGUAUUUUAAGGACUUUAAAAUAUUUACAGGUGAGGUUGUGAUAAAUAAUAGUUCGUAAACAGUGUGGUAACGAUAUACAAUAUUGUUUUUCAACAAUAUUCAGAGAUUUCGGCAAACAGAGCUUUGCCAGGUUGUGUACAUUAUUUCUGCAUUUGUGUAUUAAUAAAGACAUGGUUUUA